Molecule: messenger RNA, 1907 nt
Organism: Tinamus guttatus (white-throated tinamou)
Lineage: Eukaryota; Metazoa; Chordata; Aves; Tinamiformes; Tinamidae
Gene: SPDL1
Product: spindle apparatus coiled-coil protein 1
Biological process (GO): protein localization to kinetochore; mitotic spindle assembly checkpoint signaling; mitotic metaphase chromosome alignment
Cellular component (GO): outer kinetochore; spindle pole
Molecular function (GO): kinetochore binding
Source: RefSeq, a predicted model, not a curated record
GAAGCAAUAAAAACAAAAGAAAUGGAGACAGAAGCCAUUUUAAGUCUUCGUCAACAACUCAAGGAAGUAGAGAAUGAACGAAGGAAGGCAGCACAGUAUGGCUUGCACUUACUGGAAUCUCAAAAUGAAGUUCAAAAUCAAUUGGAUCAAAUACGCCGUGAACUGACUGACAAAACUGAGAAAUUUGAACAAGAGAGAUAUACUCUUCAGAGGGAAAUUGAAGUCAAGAACAGAAUGUUAGAAAGCUUGAAUUUUGAAUGCGAUGCUCUCAAGCAACAGCAAAACAUGCAACUGGAUAAACUAAGAGAACAGCUUGUCAGAGUUCACGGACAAGAAAUAAGUGACCUUAAGAACAAGUUGGAGAAUCUGAAAGGUGAAUUAGAUGAAAGUCGACUCUCAGAGAAACAACUGAGACAUCAGGUGGAUCAUCAGAAGGAAAUAAUUGCUGCUAAAUCGGAGGAGUUGCAUAUGAUGUAUGAACGUGUACAUGAGACGAUGUCUUCGGAAAUGCUCAAUCUUCAGGUGGAACUCACUGAACUAGAAAGCGUGAAGGCCAAUGUUGAAGAGAAGCUGAAUGAACUGCAGUACAAUAAAGAACAGUUGGAACUUGUAAACAGCAACUUACGUAAUCAGCUGGAGCGCCUACAAGGAGAAAAAGAAGAGAGGGAGAAAGAAGUUGUUUCUUACUGCAACGCAUUAGAGAAAGCUCGUGAGACUAAUCAAGAGCUUCAGGUCCAGCUAGAUCAUGCACUACAGCAGUCUUUGGAUCCUACAAGUAAAGGCAACUCGCUCUUUGCUGAGGUGGAGGACCGUAGGGCAGAAAUGGAACGACAGCUGAUCAGUGUGAAAGUAAAAUAUCAGUCACUACAAAAACAGCAUGCAUUCACUAGAGAACAAUUGCAAAGAAUGAAGCUGCAGAUGGCUACACUGCUACAACUGAAAGGUUCUCAGGCAGAGUUUGAGCAGCUGGAGCGCCUACAGUCCAUAUUAGAGCAAAAAAAUGGUGAAAUUGAAGAUCUUCUCAUGAAAGUGAGGCAACUAGAAAAAUUUAAGACCUUAUAUGAGAACACAGAAGAAUCUAGAGCUGGUACUAGCUCAAGGGGAGGAGAAUCUGAAGAUGGUUACUAUGCAGACUUGCUUCAAAUGAAACUGGACAACUCAAAUAAAGAAACUGAAACCUUGAGAAAUGAACUAUCCUUGCAGAGAAUGAAAGCUUUGUAUGAAAGCCAAAGGGUUCUGGAAGUAGAAAGGAAACUCUUCACAAAUGAAAGGCACUUGCAAGAUUGUCAGAGUGAGAAUAUGUACCUGCGGGUUAUGGUAGAUGAGCUAAAAAUGAAAUAUGAACCUCAAGAGUUGCUUAAAGUUCCUAAAGAUAAAAAGAAAAGGGAAAAGAUUCCAGUGGACUCUACUUGCGAAUAUCUGGAUAGUAGAAAUACUUCAGCAAAAGAAACUUCUCUCACUCAGUUGCCAAUAAAGGAAGAAACAAAGAUGAGUUUAAAAACUUUGGAACAAAGUGAUGCCUCUCCAAAAAAACCUGCCCUUGAAGCACCACCAAAAAAUUUGGCCUUUGAAGCAGUGGACAGAGUAAUAGAAGCUGAAAAAGAAAGAAAGAGAAUUAAAAUCAAAGAUGAGUAUCAUGACACCUGCACUUCACAGGACAGAAAUGGCAAUAAUUCUUUGACUUCAGCUGCUCCCAGGUUAACAGCUGAAUCUCAACUUGAAAUUACAGAAAACCAAGAGAAGAAGGAAAAUAUGAAUGAUGAGAAGAAAACACAAAAGAAAAAAUAUACUACGUUAUAUGUAUCUUCUAAGCCAACUCCUGAAACACAAUGUGCUCAGCAAUAACACUUGUGCUUCUAGAAGACACUGUAGUAAUUUGGAGUUUUACUUCAACAGCAAUUAAUGAG